This is a messenger RNA of Drosophila willistoni, 851 nucleotides long. RefSeq lists its product as uncharacterized. The transcript is spliced from 3 exons. NCBI's taxonomy places the organism in Eukaryota, Metazoa, Arthropoda, Insecta, Diptera, Drosophilidae. The record is from RefSeq and is a predicted model, not a curated record. Bases 12 to 542 code for a protein of 176 amino acids.
UUCAAUUGAUCAUGCAAUCCGGAAAGCCAUUGGUUACGAAGCUCCCAAUCUCAGCUACCGUAUACGAGCUAAAGGCUGAGCUUCAGAGCCUUCUCAAUAUUGAGCCGGAAACAUUGGAGAUUUCUGCAUCUGAUGUAACGUGUGCCGAUUCAGAUCUUUUAAUAGAAGUUGCUGGUCUAGGCAAAAACAAACAAAUUAAGCCGGUUGUGUCUUGCUAUGAAGGCAACAAUUUUGUGGGCUUGAUACUAUUUUCCCUUGGGGGCGAGGAUUUCGCCGAUCCAUUAGUCGAUAAUUCGGUGUCAGACUCAAGUAUCGAAGAUAGUGAAUCUUCCGUCAUUGAGCUAUCCUCGGGAUCUAGUGGCGGAUCCGUCCAGCCAUCCACUAUUGAUUGCAAGCGAGGUAUUAAACGAAAAGACCAAGGACAUGAAAUAACCAUAGAGACUAAACGGAUCAAAUAUGUUCUCGAAUCCAGUGAGGAGAGUCUAAAAACCACUCGUAUGGAGAUAUGCAGGAGGCAUGCGAUAUGGGAGGCUGCGGAAUAAAGUGCCGACCACGCCCGGUUAAACAUGAAAUCGAAAUGGAACCUGAUGUUAUAAAUGGUCAGCGGCCCCCGUACGUUAACAUUCUCCCAGAGAACAGGCCGUUUGUCGUGGUUAUAUCUUCCUCAGAAUGUGAGAAAAACUUUUGCGACCUGUUGGAAGAGUUCUUUGGAAUUUUUAAGGAUUUCAGAAAUGUUCGCUGUUUGGAUUUCAAUGAGGUGACUCCAGACACUGUACAAUGGGCGGCUGUACAUUGCAGCGGCCAAUGAGGAUACGAUGGACUGGGUGGCGGGCAACGUAUGCUCCAUGGAG